Molecule: messenger RNA, 930 nt
Organism: Arabidopsis thaliana (thale cress)
Lineage: Eukaryota; Viridiplantae; Streptophyta; Magnoliopsida; Brassicales; Brassicaceae
Product: tRNA synthetase-related / tRNA ligase-like protein
Exons: 3
Coding region: 1-930 (309 amino acids)
Biological process (GO): prolyl-tRNA aminoacylation
Cellular component (GO): cytoplasm
Molecular function (GO): ATP binding; proline-tRNA ligase activity; nucleotide binding
Source: RefSeq, marked reviewed
AUGGUGAAAGAAACUCGUCUUGGAAUCACUGCAAAGAAAGAUGAAGAUUUUGGGAAGUGGUAUUCCGAGGCUUGUAGAUUUGGUGAAUUGGUUGAAUACUACGAGUCUGUAAAGGGAUGCUACAUUCUCAAGCCAUCAGGCAUCAGCGAUGAAUAUUUGGAACGUUAUACGAACACCACACUCAAGGGUUUGCUCCAGAGGUUGCUUGGGUUACAAGAGCUGGUGGAUAAGAGGACACAGGGACCUCCCUUUGAAGCCGCGUGUAUGACUCAUGGAGAUGACAAAGGUUUAGUAUUCCCUCCUAAAGUGGCACCUGUUCAAGUUGUUGUAAUCCAUGUUCCCAUCAAAGGCGCUGCUGAUUAUCAAGAACUUUGUGAUGCUUGUGAAGCUGUUGAAUCCACCUUGCUUGGGGCUGGAAUCCGUGCUGAAGCAGAUAUACGCGACAACUAUUCUUGCGGAUGGAAGUAUGCGGAUCAAGAACUAACGGGUGUUCCUUUGAGAAUUGAAACUGGACCUAGAGAUUUGGCCAAUGAUCAGGUGAGGAUAGUGACGCGUGACAAUGGAGCUAAGAUGGAUGUCAAGAGAGGGGAUUUGAUUGAACAAGUUAAGGACUUGCUAGAGAAAAUCCAGAGUAACCUCUAUGAUGUGGCAAAGAGAAAGGUUGAAGAAUGUACUCAAAAGGUUGAAACUUGGGAUGAAUUUGUGGAAGCUUUGAGCCAAAAGAAACUGAUUUUAGCUCCAUGGUGUGAUAAGGUUGAAGUGGAGAAGGAUGUGAAGAGGCGUACCAGAGGUGAUGAAACAGGAGGAGGAGGAGGAGGAGCUAAGACUCUAUGUACUCCUCUUGAGCAGCCUGAACUAGGAGAAGAGACUCUAUGCUUUGCAUCAGGAAAGCCAGCCAAGAAGUGGAGCUACUGGGGAAGAAGUUACUAA